Neomonachus schauinslandi (Hawaiian monk seal) is the source of this 519-nucleotide messenger RNA. RefSeq names its product adenylate kinase isoenzyme 6-like. NCBI's taxonomy places the organism in Eukaryota, Metazoa, Chordata, Mammalia, Carnivora, Phocidae. Bases 1 to 519 code for a protein of 172 amino acids. The transcript has a single exon. Gene Ontology annotation, cellular component: cytoplasm; nucleus. Gene Ontology annotation, molecular function: ATP hydrolysis activity; AMP kinase activity; ATP binding. The record is from RefSeq and is a predicted model, not a curated record.
AUGUUGCUUCCAAACAUCCUGCUCACUGGUACACCAGGGGUUGGAAAAACCACGCUAGGCAAAGAACUUGCAUCAAGAUCAGGACUGAAAUACAUUAAUGUGGGUGAUAUAGCUCGAGAAGGGCAGUUAUAUGAUGGCUAUGAUGAAGAGUAUGAAUGCCCCAUUUUAGAUGAAGACAGAGUAGUUGAUGAAUUAGAAAACCAAAUGAGCGAAGGUGGAGUUAUUGUUGAUUACCAUGGUUGUGAUUUCUUCCCUGAACGCUGGUUUUAUAUAGUUUUUGUGCUGCAAGCAGAUAACAGUGUAUUGUACAAAAGACUUGAAACAAGGGGUUAUAAUGAAAAGAAACUAAAAGACCGUAUUCAGUGUGAAAUUUUUCAAGUUCUUUAUGAAGAAGCAUUAGCAUCCUACAAGGAAGAAGUAGUACCUCAACUGCCCAGCAGUAAAUCAGAAGAUCUAGAGGAGAAUAUCAAUCAGAUAUUGAAGUGGAUUGAGCAGUGGAUCAAGGAUCAUAGCUCCUGA